ACCACCUCAUCCUCACCGCCACUCGCAAUUCUCGAAUCUCCCAGGGGCCUCUCCGCUUACCUCCCCUUCUCGCGAUCCCAUAGCCUUGGCCCGAACUCGGCUCGUCGCGAAGCGCCACCACGCCGCUGGCGAGCGGUGAAGCUUAGUAGGGUUAGCUCAGGGGAUGGCGGCCUCGCUGCCGCCGCUAGCUCCACCGUCUCCUAGGGCGGCGGCUGUUUGAGGUUGAGCCCGUGCGCGCGCGUGGGGGAUCCCGUGUUCAGCUCGCCAAACCCUAGGCGCAGGAGGAGGCGGGUCGGGCGGGCGGGCGGGCAGCGAUGGACGUGGACGCGCGCAUGGCGACGGAGUCGGACUCCGACUCGGACGCCGCGGCGGCGCGGUCCGGCAGCGGGUCAGGGUCCGGGAGUGAGACCCCCUCGGCGUCCCCGUCGGCGCCUGGGACGCCCACGGCCGCGGGCGCGUCCCCGGGAGCGGUGCCAAGACCGGCGCCGGGUUACACGGUGGUGAACGCGGCGAUGGACAAGACGGAGGACGGGCCCGGAUGCCGGUGCGGGCACACGCUCACGGCGGUGCCGGCCGUCGGGGAGGAGGGCUCGCCGGGGUACGUGGGCACGCGGUUGAUACUCUUCGGCGGUGCCACCGCGCUCGAGGGCAACUCCGCCACGCCGCCCUCGUCUGCUGGGAGUGCCGGGAUACGUCUUGCUGGUGCGACCGCUGAUGUCCAUUGUUACGACUUGUUAUCAAAUAAGUGGAGCAGGCUUACUCCGCUUGGUGAACCUCCGUCACCAAGAGCUGCCCAUGUAGCGACUGCUGUUGGAACCAUGGUGGUCAUUCAGGGUGGAAUAGGCCCUGCAGGUUUAUCUGCUGAGGACCUUCAUGUUCUGGAUCUCACACACCGACCGCGAUGGCACAGAGUGGUGGUUCAAGGACCCGGUCCUGGUCCACGGUACGGACAUGCGAUGGCCUUGGUUGGGCAGCGAUUCUUAUUGACAGUUGGUGGCAAUGAUGGAAAGCGGCCCCUGGCAGAUGUAUGGGCCCUUGAUACUGCGGCUAAACCAUAUGAAUGGAGAAAACUUGAACCAGAAGGUGAAGGGCCACAACCAUGCAUGUAUGCAACUGCAAGUGCCCGUUCUGAUGGUCUUCUUUUGCUUUGUGGUGGAAGGGAUGCCAAUAGUGUGCCCCUAUCAAGUGCGUAUGGUCUUGCAAAACAUAGAGAUGGGCGCUGGGAGUGGGCAAUUGCCCCUGGUGUCUCUCCCUCACCUAGAUACCAACAUGCAGCUGUUUUCGUCAAUGCACGGCUUCAUGUAUCAGGAGGGGCUCUUGGAGGUGGUCGCAUGGUAGAAGACUCCUCAAGCGUUGCAGUGUUGGACACUGCUUCUGGAGUUUGGUGCGAUACCAAAUCAGUAGUUACAACUCCAAUGACAGGAAGAUACAGUGCGGAUGCAGCAGGGGGUGAUGCUUCUGUAGAGCUUACACUACGGUGCAGGCAUGCAGCUGCUGCAGUUGGUGAUUUGAUAUUUAUUUAUGGAGGUUUACGAGGAGGUGUGCUGCUAGAUGACCUCCUAGUUGCUGAAGAUCUCGCUGCUGCUGAAACAACAAGCACAGCUAACCAUGCAGCUGCAGUUGCUGCGUCCACAAACAUACAAAGAGAACCUGAUAUAUAUGCGUACAAUGAUGAACAAUCAGGACAAACGGCUAUAGAAACAACCUCUGAUGGAUCUGUUGUUCUUGGAACUCCAGUUGCUCCUCCUGUCAAUGGGGACAUGUACACUGAUAUUAGCCCUGAGAAUGCCAUUAUCCAGGGACAAAGGAGAUUGAGCAAAGGUGUCGAUUAUUUGGUUGAAGCAGCAGCUGCAGAGGCUGAGGCAAUCAGCGCUACUUUAGCUGCUGUAAAGGCCAGGCAACUUAAUGGGGAGGUAGAGCAUUCACCUGACAGGGAGCAGUCUCCAGAUGCAACACCAAGUGGCAAGCAAAAUUCAAGCCUCAUAAAACCAGAUCCUGCCCUUUCGAACAGUUUGACACCACCUCCUGGGGUUCGGUUACACCAUAGAGCCGUUGUGGUAGCAGCAGAAACCGGAGGUGCCUUAGGUGGCAUGGUUAGACAACUCUCAAUUGACCAGUUUGAAAACGAAGGAAGAAGGGUCAUCUAUGGCACCCCUGAGAAUGCAACUGCGGCUAGGAAAUUACUGGAUCGACAAAUAUCUAUUAAUAGUGUGCCCAAAAAGGUAAUUGCAUCUCUUCUGAAACCUCGUGGUUGGAAGCCCCCUGUGCGAAGGCAGUUCUUUCUUGACUGUAAUGAGAUUGCAGAUCUUUGUGAUAGUGCUGAAAGAAUAUUUUCAAGUGAACCAACUAUCUUACAGCUUAAAGCUCCCAUUAAGAUAUUUGGUGAUCUGCAUGGUCAGUUUGGUGAUCUCAUGCGCUUAUUUGAUGAGUAUGGUGCUCCUUCAACAGCAGGAGACAUUGCUUACAUUGAUUAUCUCUUCUUGGGAGAUUAUGUGGAUCGUGGUCAGCAUAGUUUGGAGACUAUCACUCUUCUCCUUGCACUGAAGGUUGAAUAUCCUCAUAAUGUGCAUUUAAUUCGAGGGAAUCAUGAGGCCGCAGAUAUCAAUGCUCUGUUUGGGUUCCGAAUAGAGUGCAUAGAGCGAAUGGGUGAGCGGGAUGGAAUCUGGACCUGGCACCGCAUGAACAGGUUAUUUAAUUGGCUUCCUUUGACUGCACUAAUAGAAAAGAAAAUAAUUUGUAUGCAUGGUGGUAUUGGUCGGUCCAUCAACCAUGUAGAGCAAAUUGAGACUCUUCAAAGGCCAAUUACCAUGGAAGCAGGCUCGGUUGUUCUGAUGGAUCUUCUAUGGUCUGAUCCAACUGAGAAUGAUAGCGUAGAAGGACUCAGACCAAAUGCACGGGGCCCUGGUCUUGUUACCUUUGGGCCCGAUAGAGUUAUGGAGUUCUGCAACAACAAUGACCUUCAGUUGAUCGUGCGAGCACAUGAGUGUGUGAUGGAUGGCUUUGAGCGUUUCGCUCAAGGUCACCUGAUCACUCUUUUCUCAGCAACAAAUUAUUGCGGCACAGCAAACAAUGCAGGUGCAAUCUUAGUUCUUGGAAGGGAUCUUGUGGUUGUUCCAAAACUCAUUCAUCCUUUGCCGCCUGCCAUUACAUCACCUGAGAUCUCUCCGGAGCAUCAUAUUGAGGACACAUGGAUGCAGGAGUUGAACGCCAACAGACCGGCAACUCCAACCAGGGGCCGCCCUCAAGCGCCCAACAACGACCGGGGUUCUCUUGCUUGGAUAUAGUAGCUAAGCCAUAUGCGGCAACAAUCCAUUUCUAGUCCCCAUCAGUGGCUUCUGGCCAUAUAUUGAUCCGUUCUGCGCACAGGCAGGUGGUCUGUUGUGCUCCAAGCACAUGCUAGCCGAAAACAAUGGCAAAAGAAUGUUCAGGGAGCAAAGCUAAGCUCUCUGAAGAUGAAAGCCAGAGAAGCUUCACCAAUCACCACCGACAGCGCUCUCCAAAUUCUUUCCCCAAACAAUAGAAGUAGAAGAACAGAACCGAUUAUUUGUUUAUUGGAGGGUCUUGCCAUCGAUCGCGUGUACAUACACAGAUGCCAGCAGAUAGGCGGGACGAGUGUUUUUUUGUCAACCGAUUGGAGGAUCAAAAGAGAUGGUGUUUUUGUACUAGGUAUUCUUUCCCUGUGUCUAGAUUUUUGUCAAGUUGCGAAAUAUGGAGCGUCGAAAUGUUGCAGUUGAACUUAUCUGACGAUGAUCCGUCUGUCAGCUUUUGUAUAAUAGUUCUCCCCUGUUGGUCUUAGCAGUUAGCACACCUCCCUCCCAUUGUAAUUUCUGUCUCUGGUCCUGAUGUGUGCGAUAUUAUUAUUUUUUCUGUCCAAAGUUUUGGGUAAUGAACCGGGUUGGUGAUUUGGUUUA
Molecule: messenger RNA, 3911 nt
Organism: Phragmites australis (common reed)
Lineage: Eukaryota; Viridiplantae; Streptophyta; Magnoliopsida; Poales; Poaceae
Product: serine/threonine-protein phosphatase BSL2 homolog
Exons: 21
Coding region: 315-3284 (989 amino acids)
Biological process (GO): brassinosteroid mediated signaling pathway
Molecular function (GO): protein binding; phosphoprotein phosphatase activity
Source: RefSeq, a predicted model, not a curated record